Molecule: messenger RNA, 3152 nt
Organism: Brienomyrus brachyistius
Lineage: Eukaryota; Metazoa; Chordata; Actinopteri; Osteoglossiformes; Mormyridae
Gene: dlgap5
Product: discs, large (Drosophila) homolog-associated protein 5
Exons: 18
Coding region: 119-3088 (989 amino acids)
Biological process (GO): regulation of mitotic cell cycle; kinetochore assembly; centrosome localization
Cellular component (GO): cytoplasm; spindle pole centrosome; nucleus
Molecular function (GO): microtubule binding
Source: RefSeq, a predicted model, not a curated record
AGAGGUUUUUCAAAACGACGCCCGCCAUUUUAAUGUUGUUGUAGUUAGUCGUCGGAUCGAAAUAGUGAGUUUAUUUGUUUAAAAAAAGGGAUAUACCGAUAUACCACCUAUAGCAGGGAUGGAGUCUCGCUUCUCUUACCUGCGCCAGCCGGACAGCAGUGUCUCCAUGCUGCGCAUCAAGAUGUCCCGGCGUCGCUCGCAGUCCCAGAAGGAGAACCGGGACCGGGCCUUGACCCGGCUGCGACGCCUCGACAAGCUGCCGGAGCUGGACGCAUCUGCCCUGGACGUGUCGGCCGUCGGUCAGGUGGCGGUAUGUCGCCAGGAGACGGUGCCGACAAAAAAACAAGGCAGAGAUCUAAACGCUGCCGUGGAGGAGAGGAGGAAGAUGCUGACCCGCUAUAAGGAAGCCAAGGAGCUACAGAAGGAGAAGGAGAAGAGAGAGCGGGAGAGGAAGGGCGGUGUCUUUAAGGUGGGCCUGUAUAAGCCCCAGGCCCUGGCCUCUCUGUCCCAGGUGUCAAGUGCUCCAAGCAGGGCCAAGCCUCUGGUACCAGCAUCGGUGCCUGUCCUGUCCAGCCGCGUAACGCGCUCCAUGAAGCAGCAGCCGGUUCAGAAGAUUGCCUUGCCUGUAAUGCAGAAAGCUGUACCCAGAAAAGUGGAACCAGCUGUAGUCAAGCCACCAGCAAGUAGAGUAAACAAACCCACAGUGCCCUCAUCAGGAAGAGGCAAAGCAGCAGCAGUGGAGGCCGCUGUUAGAACACCAGCAACCAGAUCUGCCAGUGAUUCACAGACCUCCGCCCAAGCAGCUCUGCAGAAACCAGCUGGCCCUACAACCAGAUCGUCCAGUAAGCAGCACAUGGAGCCCCCUAAAGGCAGAGCCAAGCCAGUACAGGGCAAAACUAAGAUGCAAACCAAAGAACAGAAGGCUGCUGUUCAAGAUGAGAGGGAGAAAUCAGAGGCUGCUUCCUCCCACCCCCCCGCAGGACCGACGCGGGGUGCCAGGGCAGACGAACCUCCCGACCCCCCUUCUUUUGCACCCCAGGGCUUUGUGUUCCAUGCGCCCGCUGGUCUGAAGCCCUUCCAAUGCGCCCCCCUCACUCCACGCUCUGCCGAUGCCUUUCUCACUCCAAGCGCUGCCCCCCCGCCCUUCUCCUUUCUCUCCCCCGGGGUUUCCCGGCCCUCCGUAAAGCCGGCUUCUCCCCGGCCUCCUUCUCCCCCGCCUCUGCGUCGUACCCCGUCGCCCCCUGCAGGUCCGCAGGAAGCACAGCACGACGUUCCCUAUUUCAGGGCGAUAAUGGCGAGUGAGACCGGGCGACUGAGCGGGCUCUGUGAGCAGUGGGAGGCCCGGACCGAGGACUCCUCCAUCCCGGAGGAAGUCAGGGAUGGUAUGCGCACGGCGAUUGGCCAGGCGCGCCUGCUGAUGAAGGAGCGCUUCAGCCAGUUCGAAGGCCUGGUGGACGACUGCGCUCUGGGACGCGGCGAGAAGAUCACCACCUGCAGCGAUCUGCAGGGCUUCUGGGACAUGGUGUACUUCCAGGUGGAGGAUGUGAUGAAGAAGUUUGACGGUCUGAAAGCGGCAGAGUGCAGGGGAUGGCAAGACGAGCCCAAGUCCCGGCCCCGUCCGAAACGGGCCGUCAAGAAAGCAGCCCAGACGGCCCCCGCUAGCAAGAGCGUGGGGGAGAGCGGGGCGAGCGCCGCGGCCAAGAGCCGGCUGGCGGCGGUGAAGGCCGCCAUGAGGGCCAGGCGGGCAGCUGUGGCCGAAAGUGCCGAGCCUGCCGCCGACGCCCCUGCGGGCGAGGCAGUGCCCCCAGAGCCGCUGGCCCCCGCCGUGGUGUUCCAUGGGGGCUUCUUCAAGGUGGAGAGCCCUGCCAAACUGCCCGGUCCUUUGAGAAGAUCUGCUCGGCUGAGCGCGGCCGCCUCCCCUGCUCCCGCUUCCACAUUCACGACCCCGGCGAGGUCUCGCCGCUCUGACGCGGUCAAACCUUCCCCCGUUUGCCAGCGGCUCCUCACCCUCUCCCCACCGGCGAGCACACCCCCAUGUCGCACCCCUCAUUCCCUCUCCCAGUCCACCCUCCCUCAGGGUAACACCCCUAGCGUCUUCCGUUCACCCUCAGGUCAUGUGACUCAGGAAGGUUCUCCUAAAAAUGGCUGCCCUGCAUUUCAGGAAGGCAGUGACAGUAAGAAGUCCGGUUUUUCUGAUGACCAUUUGGAGUCUGAUCUGGCCGAUGCCCCUUUGCAGUCGCCAGAGUCCCCCAGACUGGGCAGCCCUCUCCCCGCAGAAUCGGAAACUGGCGUUGAGCCACCUCAAGUCGAAGAGGUUCAGGGUCUCGUAGCAGAGACGGAGACAGGUGAUCAGGCUGGUUUGGCUGUAGAGGUGGGAUGUCCUUUGGCUCACCUGUCAACCAAAAAUCUGGAACAAAAUUCAAGCUUUCUUCACUCACCGUCUCGUAAACCGAAUUCCCCCCUGGCCAGUGCCCAUGGGCUUAGUUUUACCCUGUCCCCCACCCCGUAUGAAAGUGCCCCAGUAGAUACUGGGCUCACUGCCCUCAGUGAGUUGUCCCUAAGUCCCCCCCAGCCUACCUCCAGUGCCGCCCCCGAUUCCACACAGCACCCCCCAAGCCCCGCUGUGGACAUGGACAUGAGUUCAACCCCAGACUCCUCCUACGUUGAGUACAUCACAGGCCUGGACUUCGAGCGCUACUUGCGGCCCCCGAUAAGGAGCAGCCUCUCGCCUCGGCGGCCAGCCUCCGCACAAGCAUCGCCGAUGGCUGUCGACGUGAACGCUGGCAGCCCCGAGCCCCAGCCGGGAGAGUGGCCUGUGGGGGGCGCUCUAAAUCACAUGGGUCCAUCCGGGGAGCUGAGGGCUCUGGGCCCAGCGCUCGUGCAGCCGGCGGAGGUAGGCGUGGCCCAUCGCAUGCUCCGCGCUCCAUCAGACGGGCUCUUUGCGUCACCCAUCCCCUUCCCUCCACCUCUCUCCCCCCAGCCGCCAGGUUCCAGCUUGCUGCUUUUCACCCCGGAGCAGAAGGCGAAGGUCCGCCAGUCAGUGUGUGGGAGGGACCUCAUGAUGUUCACCCCUCCCUCCAGCAGCUGAAUGGAAGCGUGAGCCUUACUUUUGGCUCGGUGAAGGAGACCUUCAAUAAAAUGUUGUAUCUUAA